Rotaria socialis is the source of this 810-nucleotide messenger RNA. The record is from the annotation of a GenBank genome assembly. NCBI's taxonomy places the organism in Eukaryota, Metazoa, Rotifera, Eurotatoria, Philodinida, Philodinidae.
AUGCUUCUUUCGAAUCCAAAAAUUGAUUAUACAUCAGUUCGUCGUACAGCAAACGUUAAACUGAGCGAGCAAACACAAGAGCCAACAUCAGCAAAUACCAUGUCUACUUCAACAUCACUACAAGAUAUCAGUUCACAUCAUGCGCAAAAAUUUACUUGGAACAAUAACAAUAAUGACCAUGAUAAUAAAAACAACGAUAAUAAAGAUCAGCCAUUAGCUCACUUUUAUGAAAGAUUACUGUCAUCGAAUAGUGACCGACAAUUAAACUCAUCGAAAAGUGAUGAACUUAUUUUUGAGCAUCCUGAAAUAACUAUAAAACCGUCAGCACUUGGCGAUGAAAUUCAAAGACGUUUAUUAACAAUGAAAAGUUCAAAUACAAAUGAAAAUCUUGUUGAACGUAGUGGAGGAAAAAGUAUACCUAACAUAUUAGAACAUCCGGAUAUGCGUUCACCUGUUGUCAUGCAAUACCCCCAAAUAUCUUUAUCGUCAUCAUCAUCAUCAGUUCUGUUAGUCAAUAAUAAUUGUAAAAAACUUAAUCGAACACAAUCAGUUGAUAAUUCUGUAAAUCCAGUUCGAACACCUUCACCUAAUAUUCAUAUCGAACUUUUUAAUGAUAAUACUCAAAAGUCAAGUCGGUCUCUUUCAUCUAAUCCAUUUAUUGGUGGUACUUUUGAAAGUCUGGAACAAGAAAAGAAUCAAGAUCUUUAUUCAUCAUCAUCGAUAACAACGGAUCCUAUUCGUGAAUAUUCAAAAUCGAGCUCAAAAUCGGAUAUAAAUGCAAUUCAACCGGCAAAAAAGGACUCUUGGUAA